Messenger RNA from Peromyscus californicus insignis, 1913 nucleotides. It is a transcript of the gene Mro, whose product is annotated as maestro. The coding region runs from base 966 to 1712 and encodes 248 amino acids. The record is from RefSeq and is a predicted model, not a curated record. Lineage: Eukaryota; Metazoa; Chordata; Mammalia; Rodentia; Cricetidae. Gene Ontology annotation, cellular component: cytoplasm. The transcript has 8 exons.
GAGAGGGUUUUGUUUUAUCUUAAUUUUUCUUUCCUCUGGACCAUCGAUUUCCCUUCCCCUCCUCUGAUGUACUUAUGUGGUUUAUAUUUAUCCACCUAUCACCUAAUUGGAUGUUCUAAACUGGUCCAUUGCAGAGCAGCAUCCUGACUGGGAGUCCAAGCCCCUGGCAUUAGCGUGCCUGUAAUGGAGUUCUCGUCCUGCCACUAAGUGUAUGGAAACGAGGAUAAUGCGAGGCAUUGUUUCCUUGGUUUGCUGUCAAAAUUAAAUGGAAUAAUUAAUGUAAUAUUUAGGGCUAAGCCUGAGGAAGUAUUCGUGAAUGUUACCUGUUAGCAUAACCAGCUCUCAACUCUGUGAAAACAGACUGCUUCCCUCUUAUCUCUGCCCCUUUAAGGUCAUUUUGCUCUCCUCAUCCCACAAAGGGCCAGUCAAUACAUAUUUGCCUCCAUUUAUUGAUGCAAAGAUUCAUGCACAUGGUUUGCAGAGUUCAGGGAAGGAGAAACGACGCACCGAGGGAGGCUCCGGGAGACUGCCGCAAGCAGCAGAAACCUUGUUGUUCAGUUUUUAACUAAUAGAUGAUUUAAGCUGUUGAGUGUUUGAAUCGCUCCUUUCCGGACAUAUGGCGUGUAUUGAGCAAGAGGCGGCAUUAGCAGUUGAAAUACUUGUUAGUGCGACAGUCAGUUACAACGAGGCUGCUUGGCGUAGGGACAGCAUCCAAUCCUUAGAUUAAAUGCUACUCUAACUGGAUUAUGUGGGGAGAGGCGGCCAGAACCCUGGAAGCCUUGACUGGAAGGAUGUCGCCAUCUAUUGGCGACAUGGGGAAAUGACGCUGAGUGCCGGGAAAAAUCUCGCUGAGUCACCACAUUUGGCGAUCAGCUGGAACAGAGUGCCUCCCGAGGGGUCCCGGACCAGCCUCCAGCCCCACAACAGCAGAUCCUCACGUGACAGCCUCCCCAGGAGCCAGUUUCAUGGAGCAAACACAGAGACUCCUGAGCCAGCCCUCUCCCAUCCCCACUUCCCAGCCCAAGAAGAAAAGGAUGACAGUGAAAUCUUUCUUUUCCAAGGUCUCUUGGAAACUGAGGUUGCAGAAGCGGGAGCCUUUGAAGAAUGCGUUUUUCAUCUUGGCAGAAAAAGCCCGGGAUCCUAAUGCUAAAAAGCGCCAUCUGGCAAUGAGAUGCCUGGGCACCAUGGCCUGUGAAGCCCCUGACAAGCAGGUGAGAAAGUACAAGAAAGUUUUCCUUGACCUCCUGGUGCAUGGGCUGUACGAUCCUGUGAGUUCUGAAGUUAUCCAUGAGAGUGUGAAGACUCUGACCAUCAUGCUGGGCAAGAUCCAGGGCCAAGGCCUGGGCUCCUUCUUCAUAGACAUCACCCUUCAGACCAGGACUUUAUUGGAUGAUGAGAAUGACAGUGUGCGGUACUCGGCCUUUGUUCUGUUUGGGCAACUGGCUGCAUUUGCUGGGAGGAAAUGGAAGAAAUUUUUCACCCACCAGGUUAACCAGACACAAGAUUCCCUCCUGAUCCAUUUACAGGACAAAAGCCCUCAGGUUGCCAAGGCUUGCAAAACGACUGUUCGAGCCUGUGUUCCGUAUCUGAAACUCAGGAAGGAGCAGAGUUUCCAAAGUGAAGAAGAUCAGAGGAACCCCAGGCUUUCCCGGCAGCUGAGCCAUUAUCAUCCUGAGGUCCUGCUGUUCUUCUAUGCCAAUAAGAUCCUAUAAGUCCAGAGCGGCAGAGAAAAUGGCCCCAUGUGAGCGCCCUGCUCCGGGCAUCCUGUUCCCUCUGCUCUGUCUCAUUGGGUACUUCUUUGACUCUCUUCACGUGAAUAUAACAGAAAAGAAGAUGUAAGAGAACAACUGGGGGGCGGGGAUAACCCUGGAAGAGUAUCUCUGCACCCAAAGUAAAAUGCAACAUUACUUUCA